Molecule: messenger RNA, 2499 nt
Organism: Girardinichthys multiradiatus
Lineage: Eukaryota; Metazoa; Chordata; Actinopteri; Cyprinodontiformes; Goodeidae
Gene: ogfod3
Product: urotensin-2 receptor 2
Exons: 9
Coding region: 128-1078 (316 amino acids)
Cellular component (GO): membrane
Molecular function (GO): iron ion binding; oxidoreductase activity, acting on paired donors, with incorporation or reduction of molecular oxygen; L-ascorbic acid binding
Source: RefSeq, a predicted model, not a curated record
CACAGGGGUAGCAGGAAGUGGGGAGCUUGUGGCUGCGGUACGAGCUGUUGGCGGGGUGUGCGGGAUGAUUGCUGUGUGUCAACAAACACCUGUGGUGAAUGCUAGCUGAGAGACGCUGUAAGGCGACAUGGCUCUGCUACGACUGAGGAACCCAAAGGGCCCGAAUGCAGCAGAGAUAGAGAGAAAAAUUAAAAGAGGAAACGCCCUGAGGCAGGGGUCCUCUUGGCGGGGGUCUCGGGGGCUCUUGGCCUUGCUCCUGGUUGCUCUGUGUGCAUGUGGCGUCGCCGCAUGGCUCUACUUUGCUUGCUUGGAUAGUGACAUCACAGAAACGCUGGCCGGCCGGAAAGAAAUGAUCUCCCCUCAGCCCAGAGUCUACAGCGUCCAGUGCUCGGAGGACUACGAGAACUACAAACGCUAUCCAGGUUGCACUCCUCAGAAGUGUGGCCGAGCUGUCACGGAUGGCGUGGUGACGAGUGAGGAGGCUCAGGCCCUCAGGAGGCUGGCUGAGAGGGGGCUGGCGCUGGCCGGUUCAGAGGGAGGAGCCUCCAUACUGGACCUUCACUCUGGAGCGUUGUCCAUGGGAAAACAAUUUGUCAAUAUAUACAGGUAUUUUGGGGAACAGAUCACGGAUGUGUUCACAGAAGAGGAUUUCAAGCUUUACAGAGACGUACGGGGCCGAAUCCAGGCCGUCAUUGCUGAGACGUUUGGUUUGGACCAGACCCUGAUGUACCUCACCAAGCCCACCUUCUUCUCCAGAAUCAACAGCACCACAGCCAAGACCCAGCAUGACGAGUACUGGCACCCGCACAUCGAUAAGGAGACAUAUGGCUCUUUUGACUACACAUCUCUCCUGUACCUGUCUGACUAUGGCUCAGACUUCACUGGUGGCAGAUUUGUCUUCAUGGACCAAAAUGGCAAUCGAACUGUGGAACCACGGGCAGGGCGAGUCUCUUUCUUCUCUUCUGGAUCAGAGAACCUUCACCGCGUGGAGAAGGUAACAUGGGGGACACGCUAUGCCAUCACCGUCUCCUUCACUUGCAACCCCAGUCACGCGAUCUCUGACCCCUCCCUACCCUGAGGCAUCAGGGACGAUGGAGGACAGUGCUGCCCAUGUGCUCAGACGGGCCCUGCAGCAAAGAUGGAAACAAAGAAAAUUAACAAGCGGAAGGAAAUGUUUUUAUUAAUAAUAUUCCUAGGUGAACUAGCUUUGAUCAAGCAUCCUCACCAGCUGCAAAAAAAAACAAGCGGCAGAUGAACAAAGCAAAGAAUGUGUGGACGGAUUUAUAACCAACAAACUGAUGAUACUUGUUUGAGUAUCCAGUGAGAAAGCUACGGCACAGGUUUUCUCUAUCAUUCCACCACUGAUGAGGGUAGAAUUCCUUUGAAUGUACCCCGUUGAAGCUUUACAAAAUGUGCCUCUACAUUUUGCUGUCAAAUUUCAGAAAAGUGCACAUGUCCAGCAACAUUUCCUCUUUAAAUCUUUUACGAAGAUUCUGAUUUCCACCUACACACCGACUGCCCUACUUCAAAGCCUUUUUAAAAUUUCAGCUCAAGACUCUACCAAGAAACUUCUCUGUGAUGCCAGACAAUAAUGAUCAAACUUGACAGCGAAAAAGAAAAAGCUCUUACUUUGGCAUACCCAGUGCUUGGUAAUUGGAGCUUUUUAGAGGUUGUGUUCCUGGUUACUGUGUCUGAAUGCAAAGAUUUUGUCAUCAGUUCUCUCCCCUUUCACAUUUCUUCUUUUCUUCCUUUUUGUCACACUUUCAUGUUUCAUGAAAGAUUUUAAUAUCAGAUAAAUAUAACCUGAGUAAAUACCAGGUGACAUUUUCAAAUGAUGAUCUCCGUUAUUAAGGGAAGAAAACAAUUCAAACUAACCUGGUCCUAUGAAAACGUAAUUACCCCUUAACCUAAUAAAGGUCCCACCAAUGCCAUCACGAAUUUUCAAUACGUGUCAAUGAGUCAUUUCCAUCACUGGAGGAAUGUUGGCAUAUUCUUUGCAGAGUCGCUCUAAUUUUGGCCACAUUGGAGAGUUUUCGAGCACAAACAGCCUGUUGAAUGAAUCAUGUCAUCAUCUGAAAACUGAUUUUGGCACUUACUCAGGUUAUCUUUGUCUGAUACAAAAUAAAUUGUUUGUAUGCUUCCAACGGUUUGGGUUGUUGUUCUUGGUACAGUGGAAAAUUGUCAUGAUUCCUGCAGGUUUUGUUAUCAUUCAUGGGAUUGCUUGUGACAAUUCUGCAGCUCAAAAUGAAACCGAUUUAAAGAAGCAUAUCUUCACUGACUCUCAGGGCCCUAGUUUGUUUCAUUGAAGUAAAUUGUUUUGUCUGUGUGCCAAGCUUUUUUCAGGUCUUGCUGUUUGAAUUAAGUACUGACCUGAGAGAAUUCAAUGUGCCAAUGCCUUGUUUUAGGAGACAGAUGUUUUGUUCUACUGUUUUCUUUCAGCAAUUAUUAAACCAUAACACUUGAGUGAACAUUUUGUAUUUAUAAAAUCAGCCAAUAUUA